AUGUUGUGCUGUGCCGGCGAGAAGGAGGAGCCGCUCGGCUCGCCUGCCGGCUACCCGGCCACGCCGCCGCCACGAGCACCAGCAUUAAGUGUUACGCCUGUUCGAUUCGAUCCGUUCGUGGUGUUAAAAUGCAAUGCGUUGGUCGGUCGAUCAAUCUCGUCGUUGUUUGCAGCGCAAGCGAGAGGGCCGAACGCACCGAGGAACGGCGUCGGGCCGGCGAAGGUGCUGCCGAUCGACGUGCCGGCCGUCACGCUGGCGGAGCUCAACCGCCUCACGGGCAACUUCGGCGCCCGGUCGCUGGUCGGGGAGGGAUCCUACGGCCGCGUGUACCGCGCGAAGCUUAGCUCCGGCGAGACCGUGGCGGUCAAGAUGUUCGACAACUCCGGCUCCGGGCAGUCGGAGGCCGAGUUCUGCGCACAGCUGUCGGUGGUGUCGCGGCUCAAGAGCGAGCACUUCACCCAGAUGCUGGGGUACUGCCUGGAGCUCAACAACCGGAUCGUGCUCUACGAGUUCGCCACCAACGGCUCCCUCUACGACAUCCUGCACGGCAAGAAGGGCGUGCAGGGCGCCGAGCCGGGGCCGGCGCUCACCUGGAGCCAGCGCGCCAGGGUGGCGCUCGGCGCCGCCAGGGGCCUCGAGUACCUGCACGAGAAGGUGCAGCCGUCCGUCAUCCACCGCGACGUGCGCUCCAGCAACGUGCUCGUCUUCGACGGCCACGACGGCAAGAUCGCCGACUUCAACCUCACCAACCAGUCCCCCGACACCGCGGCGCGGCUCCACUCCACCAAGGUCCUCGGCACCUUCGGCUACCACGCGCCCGAGUACGCCAUGACGGGCUGCCUCACGCAGAAGAGUGACGUAUACAGCUUCGGGGUCGUCCUCCUCGAGCUCCUCACCGGCAGGAAGCCCGUCGAUCACACCAUGCCCAAGGGCCAACAGAGCCUCGUCACCUGGGCCACUCCGAGGCUGAGCGAGGACAAGGUCAAGCAGUGCAUCGACCCCAAGCUCAACAACGACUACCCACCAAAAGCAGUGGCCAAGCUCGCAGCGGUGGCGGCGCUGUGCGUGCAGUACGAAGCCGAUUUCAGGCCCAACAUGACCAUUGUCGUCAAGGCUCUGCAGCCCCUUGUCAAUGCCCGGCCGGCUGGAGAUCACUAG
Lolium rigidum is the source of this 1158-nucleotide messenger RNA. Its product is annotated as probable protein kinase At2g41970. Gene Ontology annotation, biological process: protein phosphorylation. The record is from RefSeq and is a predicted model, not a curated record. NCBI's taxonomy places the organism in Eukaryota, Viridiplantae, Streptophyta, Magnoliopsida, Poales, Poaceae. The coding region runs from base 1 to 1158 and encodes 385 amino acids. The transcript has 4 exons. Gene Ontology annotation, molecular function: protein tyrosine kinase activity; ATP binding.